AUGAGACGAAAGUGUACUGAAGGAAGAUUUGAAAUGUGCACGUUGGGUGAUCUGCACUGUUCAGACACCCUGCACGUUUUUUUGAGCUCUCCAUUUUUAAACUCCCAAAAAACCACACCUCUUCCAAAUAAAUUGUUGCAAAAGAUAAGAUGGUACGAGCUCAGGCAAAACCAGCAGCAGCCAACGGCCCUGAAGGCGGACGAAUCAGGAGGUCGUUUCCCCGGAGGUCCGGCCGACUGGGCGGACGAGCUGCUUCUUCGCCACCACCAGCACCAACAGCCAACGGUCAGGAGGGCGGACGAGCCAGGGGGUCGUUUCCCCGGAGGUCCGGCCGACUGGGCGGACGAGCUGCUUCUUCGCCACCACCAGCACCAACAGCCAACGGUCAGGAGGGCGGACGAGCCAGGGGGUCGUUUCCCCGGAGGAGGGCGGACGAGCCAGGGGUCGUUUCCCCGGAGGUCCGGCCGACUGGGCGGACGAGCUGCUUCUUCGCCACCACCAGCACCAACAGCCAACGGUCAGGAGGGCGGACGAGCCAGGGGGUCGUUUCCCCGGAGGUCCGGCCGACUGGGCGGACGAGCUGCUUCUUCGCCACCACCAGCACCAACAGCCAACGGUCAGGAGGGCGGACGAGCCAGGGGGUCGUUUCCCCGGAGGUCCGGCCGACUGGGCGGACGAGCUGCUUCUUCGCCACCACCAGCACCAACAGCCAACGGUCAGGAGGGCGGACGAGCCAGGGGGUCGUUUCCCCGGAGGUCCGGCCGACUGGGCGGACGAGCUGCUUCUUCGCCACCACCAGCACCAACAGCCAACGGUCCAAGACGCGGAGGAUCCAGCAGUAGCAAACUGGACAACGGGUCGAAGAGCGGAGGAGCUCGAAUUUUGUAUUUGCCCGAUGGUUUUCGGAUAAGGAAGAUUCCAGGAGAUGGCAACUGCUUGUUUGGAGCUCUGAGUGAUCAGAUGACCGGAUCACACGAAUUCCAUAUGCAGUACCGAGAAGCUGUCUGCAAUUAUAUGCUACAAUUUGGAGAGGAUUUUCAACCAUUUGUUGAUGAGCCAUUAGAUGAUUAUCGUAAGCAAUUAUAAUUACUAAUAAAUAAAUAAUUAAUUGAUUUGGAGAUUAAUUGUGUCAUUUAUUAUGUAGUACGACGGUUGUCGGAAUCAGGGACAUGGGGAGGUGAUGAAUGUAUUGGGGCAUUUGCUCGAAUAAAUAACGUUACGGUAACAGUGUACCAAAACACAUCCCCUCCGGUUGACUUUCUACCCUCCCCGGGAUCACCAGGACGUG
This is a messenger RNA of Folsomia candida, 1288 nucleotides long. Its product is annotated as serine/threonine-protein phosphatase 1 regulatory subunit 10-like. The coding region runs from base 1 to 1086 and encodes 361 amino acids. The record is from RefSeq and is a predicted model, not a curated record. Gene Ontology annotation, molecular function: cysteine-type deubiquitinase activity. Gene Ontology annotation, biological process: protein deubiquitination. The transcript has 3 exons. NCBI's taxonomy places the organism in Eukaryota, Metazoa, Arthropoda, Collembola, Entomobryomorpha, Isotomidae.